Messenger RNA from Torulaspora delbrueckii, 594 nucleotides. It is a transcript of the gene PML1, whose product is annotated as Pml1p. Gene Ontology annotation, molecular function: mRNA binding; protein binding. The transcript has a single exon. The record is from RefSeq and is a predicted model, not a curated record. NCBI's taxonomy places the organism in Eukaryota, Fungi, Ascomycota, Saccharomycetes, Saccharomycetales, Saccharomycetaceae. Bases 1 to 594 code for a protein of 197 amino acids. Gene Ontology annotation, cellular component: nucleus. Gene Ontology annotation, biological process: mRNA splicing, via spliceosome; maintenance of RNA location.
AUGCAGGCUAGACGCAAGAGAACAUUUGGAACAUAUGAUGGUGGAUACAAGAAGGCAAAACAGCCACUGCCGAGAGUGAUUUUGCCUAUCUUUGAACCGUCAGGUUUACUGGAACUAGGAUCUCACAAUAAGGAAGGGAUUCUACUAAAACACGUAGAGCCCAGUGAUGCACGAUCUCCCGAACAGUUUUGGGACAAGUACAACGUACCAUUAAAUCAAAGAAACCUUUUUCAAGCAGUGGUUUACAAACGUGGUGUUAAAACACCUCUAAAGGAAUACGAUUUGGGAAGUAGAAGCAGUUAUAUACUUGGGCGUGAGCUUGGAAGAAGUCUUAAUGAGCAAGAGAAAGAAGUUGUUGUGGCAGACAUUGGGAUUCCUGAAGAGACAUGUUCAAAACAACAUUGCGCAAUUCAGUUCCGUGAAAUUGGUGGGAAAUUAUUGGUAUAUGUGAUUGAUCUAGAGUCUUCGAAUGGUACCUCGUUAAAUGGAUUGAAAUUACCCAGUGCUAGGUACGUUCAACUUCGAAGUGGUGACCUUAUAACUUUAAGCGAAGAGGACGAAUCGAAUUACGAGAUAAUGUUCAUGAGCGUAUAG